Orbicella faveolata is the source of this 2785-nucleotide messenger RNA. RefSeq names its product rab proteins geranylgeranyltransferase component A 1-like. NCBI's taxonomy places the organism in Eukaryota, Metazoa, Cnidaria, Anthozoa, Scleractinia, Merulinidae. Gene Ontology annotation, molecular function: GDP-dissociation inhibitor activity. The record is from RefSeq and is a predicted model, not a curated record. Gene Ontology annotation, cellular component: cytoplasm; cytosol; Rab-protein geranylgeranyltransferase complex. Gene Ontology annotation, biological process: intracellular protein transport; small GTPase-mediated signal transduction; protein geranylgeranylation.
AUGAUAAGACAGUCUGUGGUAGCAGCAGCCUUAUCAAGAGUAGGUCUUAAAGUUCUUCAUUUGGACAGGAAUGAUUAUUAUUCUGGCCAGUGGGUAACUUUCACAUUUGAUACAUUGUUGAAAUGGAUCGAAUGCAACCAGGCUAAAGAUGUUGAAGACACAAACAAAAACCCAGAUGAACAGUUGGAGUCUGGCACCCUCAAUAAUGGACCACCCAGCCUGGAGACAGAUACCUACACAAUUCCAGUUCCUGGUCAAUCCAAUGAAAUCAAAAAUGUAGUUGUCAAAUCCUAUUUUAGUUCAGAUUCCAGUAAUGUACAAGAAGUCGCAUUUGUGCAACUACCGAGACAGAGAAGUGCACCCAAGCCUGUUAUAGACAUGAACAUGACAUAUGAUGAUCUAAAGCCAUACUGGAAAAGAUUCAACAUUGAUAUAUCUCCCAAACUUCUGUUUUCUAGAGGCCCACUUGUGGAGGCAUUGAUUUCUGCAAACAUCAGUCAUUACGCAGAGUUCAAAGUCAUCACAAGGAUCUUAACGUACAUUGAUGGAAGAGUGGAGGAGGUGCCGUGUUCAAGAGCUGAUGUAUUUAGUAGUAAUGCCAUAUCUGUAGUGGAGAAACGGAUGCUGAUGAAAUUUCUGACUUUCUGCCUUGAUUUUGAACAACAACAAGACCAGUAUGAAGGGUUUGAGGACAAACCUUAUAGUGAAUUCCUCCAGUCUCGAAGACUGACCCCCAACCUGCAGCAUUUUGUAAUUCAUGCCAUUGCAAUGGUCAAACCAGAAACUGCAACAGUGCAAGGAUUAAAAGCUACACAAAGGUUUCUUCAAUCCCUCGGACGCUAUGGAAACACGCCCUUCAUUUGGCCCCUUUAUGGUGCUGGAGAGCUACCACAAGCAUUUUGCCGCAUGUGUGCUGUGUUCGGUGGCUUAUACUGCCUCAGGCGAGGGGCAUCAACCAUCAUUGUCAGUGAAGCUGAUGGCACAUGCACAGGAAUAAUCUCCGAAAAUCAAGUGCUGAAAUGCAAAUGGUUGAUAACAGAAUUUUCUUAUGUGCCUGAAAGAUUCAGAAAAGAAUGCACACAAUUUGUUUCCAGAGCAGUUUUCAUAACCUGUGGCUCUUUGAAGGCUUCUGAAGAGGAUCACAUCACUAUUCUGUCAGUCCCUCCAUCAUCAGAGGGAGGAGAGCCAGUCAGAGUCACUGAAUUAGGGCCAUCCUCUAUGGCAUGUCCCAAAGGUCUCUACGUAGUCCAUUUAGUUAGUAAAGGUUUGUCUGCUGCCAAGGAAGAUUUGCAACCAACGGCAGACAAACUAUUUCAUUUUCCAUCCGAUGCUGGAACUGCUCCCAGUGACAAGCCCACUGUCCUGUGGUCUUUGUAUUUCAACCAAGCAAUCCCUGAUUCAUCUUGCAUCAGCGACUUGCCACCGAAUGUUUAUGUUACAUCACUUCCAGGAAUGUCCAUAGGAUUUGGUGAAGCCCUGCAACAGGCCAAGGAGGUAUUUGAAAAAAUCUGUCCUGAUGAAGAAUUCCUGCAACCAGUUCCUAACCCAGAAGAUAUCAUAUUAGAUGACUUCUUACAAGAUGCAAAUCAGAAUGCCACACAACCAGGGCUGGGAGCUCAAGCCGAUGCUGCUGAUCCAGACAGUGGGGAAGAACCUCCAGCUUUAACGACAGAACAGGAGCAAACUGAGGGCGACAGUGGUGUUAGCAAUCAGCCCGGUGGGGAAGAAGGUCUGACAGAACAGGAACGAGCUGGGGAAGGCUGUGGUGUUAGCAAUCAGCUCAGUGGAGAAGAGAGUCCAGUCUUAGCAACGGAACAGGAACAAGCUAAUGCUGAUGGUGUUGAAAGUAGUCAACCAAGUGAAGAAGACAGUCAAUCAGCAACUGCACCAUCUGACUCUUAGGAAUAUCAGGCAAUAUUAUCAUUAAACAUAAAACUGUCUUGACAAAAAACAGCUUACUGUUAUCCUAAAAAUGGUUAACGAUGGCAAUAUCAGUAGAUAACAAGAUGUCCCCUGAUUCAUAAUGUAUAGCCAUAGUAAAUGUGUAGGACAAAAAUAAGGGGAGAUGCAGAGGACUAAUUUUUAGCGUGGUGGCAGCCAUGGCUCGAGUCCCGCCCUGUAACGGAUCGGGUAGCCACUCUCGUAAGGUCUCACAUGGAUGGCUUGAUACCCUAUUGAAGGACAACAGAACAAACAACAGAAACAAUGCCCCUAGCCCCAAAACAAUAACAGCUGCUAACAAUCAAAAGAAGUACAAACUUGCGAAAACUGCUAUACUUCUGCCUGGAACACUGCAUUGUGGAUUUUUCUCUUGGGUUGGGGUACAGUUUUCUUCACAGUGCCUCUCUCCAUCUAGGUGUAUAAAUGAGUAUUACUAAUUUUAUGCGGGGCGUUACCCUGCAAAGGACUAGCAUCCCAUCCAGGGAUGAGUAGAAGCACUCCUGGGACACUUGACCCAACCUGCUUCCAAAAGUAACAGAUGGACGAAAUAAAAAAUGUUACAUGCAAUGGUGACGAAAAGGCAAUGUAGCUAAAUUAUGAUCAAAAAUUCACAAUAAUAUUAAUGAUACAUUUAGAGGAGAAAUGUCGAUUAGAGAUAAUUAGUAUCUAAAAUGUAACUGAUUUUAACUUUAUUUUGUCAAUCACGGUUGUUAUAGGCGGAACGGAAUAUCCAUGUAUUGACCAGCAGGUUUGAACUAGUACAAGUUGUAGCUGGAAUCAAUUUAUUUUUCUUACGUAAAUUUUUAAGAGCACAAAUAAAGAUCGUUGUUGUUUCAAAGUCAAA